UGGAGAAAUAUGACGUCAUCACACGAGUCAGUCAUACAAAGAUGGCGGCAUAGUUCAUAAUUGCCAAUUAAAUCUGGAAAAAAGGAAUAUAUCGUGAUGGAAGUAGCAAAAAAUAGCGAGGAAUCAUCGCCAGGUUCAUUGACGGGCAUGUCUCGUGCGGCAAAACUGUUUAUAAAGAUUGACAAAGACGGAUAUUUGGUUGAUUCUUUAGCGAUUUCUGACGUCGUCAAUUUUGAUUGCAUCGAAAGCAUUGUGACCUCAGCAAAGCGAGUAGUUUCACUGUUUUUUGAUGUCACACCACGAGAUGUAGAUAUAACGGGACUAUUUUAUUAUAAGAAACGAGCACGUUCCUUGCGUAUGAAUCCAGUUCCUCUCCUAACUACUACGGACGGAUUUCGAGCUGUAGCGGAACAUCCGUCCGGGGAGAUUCCAUUAGGAAUUGAGUGGCAGAAGAAAACUUCCAAGUUUGCGUCAUCGCAACCAACAGGUGAAAAGCGCUCAAGGUCAGGGUCACCAGUAGCAGAAGUUCUUGAAAAAAAGAAAACCAAACUUGAUGUCCCUUCAAAAUAUAAAACUUAUAUGCCUACCUCUAAAGCAGACACUAGUUCCCUAGCAACAACAACAUCUGUGUCAGCGGAUAAACUAGAACCUCCAGAGCUUGUUAUCAGACAGAAAAAGGAAAUACUAGAGGAAUCGAAGCCUGCUAAUAGUCAGGUAUAUUAUAAGAAGUCCGAGGAAAAGUCACAAGUUCAUCUAAUACCAUCGGUUGUAAAGAUCUUAAAUGGUGAGGAUACAUCGAAGAGGACCCCUAGACCACCAACAAAGUCAAAUUACCAUUGGACAGGAGAUGUAUCUUGUGAGGUGAUAAUGACUUACAACGGGAUCACUGAACGGCAGAAGGUUAAGCCUCGUCUUGGACGGAUCAUACAAAACUUGGUGAAAGGCGAUUACACUACCUUGAGGGCCGAUGUACAGCAUAAUUUAAAUACUGAAACUAAACAGGAAACGUUGAAUACUGUCAACUUUAGAGGUGAUGAAAAACAAAAGCAAAUUACCUAUUUGAAUGAGGCAAAGACGGAAGUGUUCAAGGUGUUAUCAGCAUUAUGUAUGAGUAAAGCUAGAUUUAAAGAUCUCUUAGAUUGGAUGAAGACCCUCAAGCUAGAAGAAGGAAAUCAAGGAAAAUAUUACCUGUCUGAAAGGAAUGUGAUUGGAGGAGGUUUGAGGGUCAUGUAUGACACGGAUGAACAAGUCGCAUCCAAACUCAACUCUAUUCAAAGGAUUCGUGGUAAAGCAAAAGAAAAAACCAAACAGUUGUAUCCAGUACAGUCAACUUUGAAUCCAUCUAAACAAGGAAAUUAUAUGAUAAUGGUUCCCAGCUCGAAUACUACAGGGGGAGUCACUCCUAUUGCUCAAACUGGAGUAAUGGUUGCAAAUUCUAAAUCUGGUGACCAACAAGUUGGCAUUGCUCCAGUAAUGCAAGCUGGUCAAUCUUUGGUCCCGUUAGUGUCCACAGUACAAAACCCAAAUCAACCUCACCCAGCCUGGUCAAAAGAGGCUAGUAUACUUAAAACAACAGAAUCAAAAUCUUCCUUUGUGUCGAUUUUAAAUCAAGCACCUAAAUCAGUAACCUCAAUGACACAAACUGAAACAUUUGUGAAACAGAGUCCAAAACACACGCCUAGGCAACCGAAUAUUUUACGCUCUAAAUCACAUAAAAUUGUCCCGCCAUCGGGUGAUCCAGUUCCUAUGCAUUUAUUCAGGUCUUACAUAACUGGCAACAUGCCAGAUAAUACAAAUAUAGAAAACUAUAACAGUAAUGAUGAUACUAACCCAGAGACGACACUUCCAACAGUUAUUAUCAAGAAGGAACCAAUGGAUUACGAUAGUGAUAAUAAUGACAACGAAGACAACAGUAAACAUUCACAAGAUGAACCUCAUGACAAGUUUAAAGAUGUCCUCAAUUCAGAUGCACAUAUGCCUGUAGAUAACGAGAGCAAUGACUUAAAUAUGGAACUAGUGAUCAAAACAGAACCUGUGGACGAUUUUGACAGCUGAUGGAUUUGAAAUACUGGGAUUUAACAGUACGAAAGAAAUAUGAAAAGUGUUAUUUGGCAAAACAUUUCAUGUACCAUCUGGAAAAUAAAGUCCCCUCUUUGUUGUUAAAUGGAUAGACUCGUUCAAGCAUUUUCUGUGAAAGUCGGAUGGUUGUUAAACAAUAAGAAGAUGAUGUUAAACACUAAGAAAUUACGUCUUUUAUAGUUAUUUGACUUUUUUAGCUCACCUGAGCUUGCUCAGGGUGAGCUUUUAGGAUCGGUGAAUGUCCGUCGUCCGUCGUCCGUCCGGCCGUCCACAAUUGCUUGUGAACACUCUAGCGGUCGCAUUUUUGCCUCAAUCAUCAUCAAACUUGGUCAGGAUGCUUAUCUAGUUGAAAGCUCGGAUGAGUUCGAACAUGGGUCAUCUCGGAUGAAAAACUAGGUCACAAGAGCUAAAAAUAGAAAAACCUUGUGAACACUCUAGAGGUCACAUUUUUGACCCAAUCAUCAUCAAACUUGGUCAGGAUGUUUGUCUAGGUGAUAGCUCGGAUGAGUUCGAACAUGGGUCAUCUCGGAUGAAAAAGUAGGUCACAGGAGCUAUAAAUAGAAAAACCUUGUGAACACUCUAGUGGUCACAUUUUUGAACCAAUCAUCAUCAAACUUGGUCAGAAUGCUUGUCUAGUCAAUUGCUUGGAUGAGUUCGAACAUGGGUCAUCUCUGAUGAAAAAACUAGGUCACAGGAGCUAAAAAUAGAAAAACCUUGUGAACACUCUAGUGGUCACAUUUUUGACCCAAUCAUCAUCAAACUUUGUCAGGAUGCUUGUUUAGAUAAUAGCUCAGAUGAGUUCGAAUAUGGGUCAUCUCGGAUGAAAAACUAGGUCACCGGAGCUAUAAAUAGAAAAACCUUGUUAACACUUUAGCGGUCACAUUUUUGCAUCAAUCAUCAUCAAACUUGAUCAAAAUGCUUGUCUAGGUGAUAGCUCGGAUGAGUUCGAACAUGGGUCAUCUCGGAUGAAAAACUAGGUCACAGGAGCUAAAAAUAGAAAAACCUUGUUAACACUCUAGUGGUCACAAUUUUGACUCAAUUGUCAUCAAACUUGGUCAGGAAACUUGAAUAGGUCAUUGCUUGGAAUAAAUCGAACAUGGGACAUCUCGGAUGAAAAACUAGGUCACAUGAGCUAAAAAUAGAAAAAUCUUGUUAACACUCUAGUGGCUACUGUUGUGAUCCAAAUAUUCUGUUAAUUGGUCUGAAAGUUUUUUUUGAUGAUUUCUAAGUCAAGAUCAAACAUGGGUCAUCUUGGAUGAAAAACUAGGUCACACCGCCCAAAUAUGGAAAAACCUUGUUAACAUUCUAGUGGUCACAUUUUCGACUCGAUUAUCAUCAAACUUGGUCAGGAUGCUUGUCUAGGUAAUUGCUUGGAUUAGUUCGAAAUCGCAUGUGAAACUAGGUCACCGGAGCUAAAAAUAGAAAAAUCUUGUUAACACUCUAGUUGCUACUGUUUUGAUCCAAGUAUCCUGGAAAUUGGUCUGAAAGUUUGUUUUGAUGAUUUCUAGGUCAAGUUUGAAUAUGUGUCACCUGGGUAAAAAACUAGGUCGCACUGCUCAAAUAUGGAUAAUCCUUGUUAACACUGUAGUGGUCAGAUUUUUGACUCACCUGUCAUGAGACUUGGUCAGAAUGCUUGUCUAGGUAAUUGUUUGGAUGAGUUUGAUAAUUCAGGUGAGCGAUCUAGGGCCAUCAU
This is a messenger RNA of Ruditapes philippinarum (Manila clam), 3772 nucleotides long. RefSeq lists its product as uncharacterized. The coding region runs from base 97 to 2055 and encodes 652 amino acids. NCBI's taxonomy places the organism in Eukaryota, Metazoa, Mollusca, Bivalvia, Venerida, Veneridae. The transcript has 8 exons. The record is from RefSeq and is a predicted model, not a curated record.